GCAUGUGGUGAUUUCAAGAAAGAGUAACAUGUAACCUGCUUUUAGAGUCACAUGUAGUGAAGCCCACUGCUUUCAAAAUGCACAGCUCUAUUGACCCGGUUUUCCUUGCAGGUGGAUGCUGGACAACGUGGAAAUCGACUUGGAUACACAAAGCAGCCACUACGAUUUAGUAGGAGGCAACUUGGUCAUCAGCAGCCCCAUUAAAACCAAACACGUGGGACAGUACUUCUGUCUGGCUACCAACAUCUACGGCACAGUGGUCAGCCGAGAGGCCUCAGUGCAGUUUGGAUACCUCGACCUCUUCUCGUCGGAGGAGAGGGAGUCGGUGUACGUCAAGGAAGGACAGGGGGCCGUGCUGCUCUGCGCUCCCCCGCCACACUACCCAGACGAGCUGUCAUUCCGAUGGAUCCUCAAUGAAUUUCCCACCUUCAUCCCGCUGGACAAGAGGCGUUUCGUCUCCCAGAUAACGGGCAACCUCUACAUCUCCAAGGUGGACUCCUCCGACAGCGGCAACUACUCCUGCAUCGCGUCCAGCCAAUCCAUUUCCAAGAGCGUCUUCUCCAACUACAUCCCCCUCGUCCCGCUGGCCGAACGUCCGAUCAGGAAAUACCCUGCCGACCUCAAAGUGAAGUUCCCAGAUACCACGGCUCUGGUCGGGCAGAAUCUCACCUUGGAAUGCUUUGCUCUGGGGAAUCCCGUACCCGAGAUCCGCUGGAAGAAGCUGGAGGGAAGACUUCCACCCAACCACGAGGUGCGGAUGGCGGGUGCUAAUCUGCACCUGUACAACGUUCAGUUUGAAGACGCGGGCAGCUACCAGUGUGAGGCGGUGAACUCCAGGGGGAAGGACUACCACGCUGCGCGCGUGUCCGUAGAAGCUUUCCCCAAGUGGGAGGAGCACAUCAGCAGCACAGAGAAGGACCUGGGCAGAGAUUACACGAUGUCCUGCACAGCCAGCGGCAAACCCGAGCCACGCAUCCGCUGGCUAAAAAAUGGACAACCGUCUCACCGGAAAGAGAUGAGGUUCAGCAGCCUGACGUUUGACGAUUCGGGGAUGUACCAGUGCAUCGCAGAGAGUCACCACGGGCUCAUAUAUGCCAACGCAGAGCUGCGUGUUUACGCCUGUGCCCCCACGUUUGAACACAACCCCGUGAAGAGAGUGCUGGCACCUAAAAACGGCCGGGUGGUGAUCGAAUGUCGACCCAAGGCCGCUCCGAAGCCGCUCUUCUCCUGGAGCAAGGACACCGAGCUGCUCCACAACUCCAGCAGGCUGUACAUCUGGGAGGACGGGAGCCUGGAGAUCCUCAACCUGACGCGCGCAGACGAGGGCAGGUACACCUGCUUCGCCGAGAACGACCGGGGCAAGGCCAACAGCACCGGCUCUCUGUUGGUCACAGAUUCCACAAAGAUCACCUUGGCGCCGUCCAAUGCUGACGUCAAAGUGGGUGAGAACACCACGAUGCAGUGUGCCGCGUCACAUGACCCCUCCCUGGACAUCACCUUCAUCUGGUCCCUGGAGGGCCGAGUCAUCGACCUGCACGAGGAGAGUCGCCACUACGAACGCACCCUGAACGGAAGCUCAAACGGCGAGCUCCUGAUUAAGGACCUCCACCUGAAGCACGCCGGACGCUACACCUGCACUGCACAGACGCCCAUUGACAACGUUACCGCCUCCGCCCACCUGGUUGUCAGGGGUCCCCCCGGUGCCCCAGGUGGGGUGCGGGUAGUGAAGAAAGCUGACAAGAAUGUAACAUUGCAGUGGAGCCGCGGAGCAGACAACCACAACCCCAUCUCCAAAUAUACCAUCCAGUACCGGGACUCCUUCUCAAAGGACGUCUGGAAGAAUGCCACUACAUCUCCCCCAGACGUCGAGGGGAACACAGAGAAUGCCACGGUGGUGGGAUUGUUCCCCUGGACGGAAUACGAGUUCAGAGUGAUUGCCAGCAGCACUCUGGGCAAAGGAGAGCCGAGCAGCCCGUCGCCGAGGGAGAAGACCCUGGAAGCAUAUCCCAUGGUGGCGCCCUCGGACGUCGGUGGCGGUGGAGGAACGAGCAGAGAACUGACCAUCACGUGGACGCCUGUGCAGCCACAGUACUACUAUGGCCCCGAUUUUGGCUACAUUGUGGCCUUCAAACCACAAGAUGAGUCCCAGUGGAUGAGGGUGACUGUAGCUGACCCCCAGGCCAAGCGCUACGUCCACAAGGACUCGUCCAUCCCUCCGAUGACACAGUAUCACGUCAAAGUCAAGGCCUUCAACAGAAAAGGAGAGGGGCCCUUCAGCCUGACGGCCACCAUUUAUUCGGCUCAGGACGCUCUAUCUGAAGCCCCUGGACGGGUUGACGGAAGAGCUCUCUCCGCCACGGACGCCAUCGUGUGGUGGCUGCCUCUUUCACAAAGCAACAUAGACGGGUACCAGGUGAAGUACUGGAAGAAUAAGGAAGACAGUGAAGGGGGGGCCCAGAGGGUGGUCGUUCCCGGCAGCGAGAACCACACCAGGCUGGAGGGCAUGAAGCCCGACUCCCACUACCUCGUCGAGGUCCGUGGCUACAACUCGGCGGGCUACGGGCCGCCCAGCGAACACCUCCAGGUCCACACCAAGAGACCCCCUCCAAGUCGAGCUCCCAAAAUAAUCGGUAAAAAGUGGAAGGUCCGGUCAUUGAAUAUCGCCUGGGAGCAGGUAAAACCUCUCGCUAACGAGUCGCCAAUAGACGGCUACAAGGUGCUGUUAAGGCAGCAGGGCCACUCCACCACCACUCUGUACACCACCAACAAGCAGUACAUCGACAUUCCCAUCCACACCGAUGGAAACUACGUGGUGGAGGUCCGGGCGCACUCCGAGGGCGGAGACGGGGCUGUGGCACAAAUCAACAUCACAAGUGGAAGUGUCGCGUCCGCCAUGCGUCUCGGCGCGCUCUCCCUGCUCCUCGUGGCGUCCCUCUGCCUGAACCUCUGAAUGUAGCGCCGUCUCCGUCUUCGCCUCCCCGUGAAAAGGGGGCUCUUAAUGGUUGACGACCUGUGAGAUGACUUUGGGACUCUUUCCCCCUAAAAUCUUCCGGUUCCACCCUGUAACCCCCCCCCCCCCCCCCCGGGACGUCAUAUUCCAAACUCUCGCCCUCCGGAGUGUGUUUGUGAAAAUAGACACAGAAAAUGGACAAAGACAUCCCUUAUUUAUCCACAAAAAGCCUCUUUUGGAGGAGUGUCAAAGGAGUUCUGUCAACUUGUUAAAUAUGCCUUAUAUAAAUAACUGCACUUAUCUUUCCCGAUAACUUGUUUUAAAAUUAAUCAUAACGGAAAGUGAAAAACGUUCCACUUUAAAAACUGCCCGCUAAGUUGGCUUCGUGAUUCAAAUAGACUUUUCUUACAUGGGUGAAGUUGCUGUUUGUGGAGAAAUGUGGGUUUCAUUUGAUUUGUAAUAUUUAAGGAUACGCUAUCCUGCAACGCUUUCUAUGGAAAAGGGUAACAAGUAGCUGUGAAGGAUAAGUGUAUUAGUUUAUAAAAAUGUCUAUGUCUUUCUUUACUGGCAGAUGAGUGGCAUUUUCUUCUAUAUCCUUUUUUUAAAAUGAAGCACACCCUUGUUUCAGAGAUACAGUCAAAGCAAAUAUCAUCAGUUCAAAUCUCGCUUACUAAUAAGGAAAGACACAUAUACGUCAUGCUGGAAUAACAUAUCCGAUAAUUGGUAUUGUUUUGCUACCUAAUGUACAAUGGAUGUUAUUUGAUUUACAAACCAUAGCACAAGCUCUAUUGAAAACAUACCGCUUCCAUAUCGUGUGCAUGUCGGCGUUGUUACAUGGAAGUGAAGUUUGAGAUGGUUCCUAAGUGUCAGCGAGUUUAGGCACUUGGGUCCGUAUUUGCAAAGCUGAAUGUAAAGCAAAGCAUUAAAGCAGUAAACAUAUCAGACACGCAGUUUCAAAUGUUUUCCCGACUGCAGCAGACAUUUCUACAACUGUGACAAUGAUCAACGCUUUGCCACAACACCCGGGUCAUUGCUCAGGCAGACCUACACCCUCCUUUGUUCUGACUGUGUCACCAGGACCUCCGUGGUACCGACCGGUGCUUUGUAAAGAAUGUUGGCAUCUUAUUUUGCGUGAACCUUUUCACCUCAUCAGUCGCUCUUAACGGUGAACAGUAGUGACGCUCGUGCGAUGUGUGAUUAAUCCAUGGCUACUUUAUAUUUUCUAAUACUAAAACUAGCUCCUGUAACCGUAAUCCAACUUCAUUUUUCAUUAUCUGGCAUGAAGAGAUGAUGAGCGACCCGUGUCAGGAGCCCAUCAAAACGUUUUUUUCCACUGCUUUAUUUGUGUCUUUUUAUUAACAUGUGAUCGGAAAUAUAUAAACAAUAUCAACUGCUGUUGUCUUUUGUUUGAGAUUGUCUCACUUGUAUGUCAUGAUCCACCACUAGUAGGAGGGGGGGGGGGGGUUUAUUUCCCUCGAUGGAAGCGAACAAACGCUGCGUUCUGAACUCCUCCGGGUCGUUUCGAGUGUGACUGAUGCUGGCCAUGCGUCUACGUUGUGACUCUAUCAAAAAUCCACCGCAAAGUGCUUUUCCCCAGUUUUCCCUUCAUGCGACAAAUCAUAUAGGAAAGAGUUGCCAAAUGCAUGAAUGCCUUUGAACUUUCGAAACGUUUCGUGAAGAAGCGGCGGCUCUCUACAUUCUAAACAUGCAUGACACCGGAGACGAAGCGAUCCGUCACUUUGCAACAAAUCAACCCCCCCCCCCCCCUCGGCUUCCUGCGAAACACAUUCCAUUUCUGAGUGACAUCCCUUUACGUCAGAGACAGUGCAGCCUGCUACGUGCAUUAGCUGUUAAGCUACGUUAAGCCGGUGCUUUCAUGUGAAGUCUUGGAGGGGGGGGGGGGGGGGGGAAUUCUAGACAGAAAAUAAAAAAACUGACAUAAGGAAUCUCACUCAUUCAUGGUCAGAAAAGUGGCCCUGCAGUGCUGAGUGGGGGGGGGGGGGGGGUUGGGGGAUUGGAUGGGCCUCGCCGGGACCGGUGAGGCGGCGGGUUUUCGACUGUGUGACGUUCAGUGCUUUGCUGGACUUGUGAGGGAUGAAACUGCAACCUCUCGUUGACUGGACAACAUACAAUAAAAGUGUAGUUGACUAUU
Molecule: messenger RNA, 5102 nt
Organism: Pungitius pungitius (ninespine stickleback)
Lineage: Eukaryota; Metazoa; Chordata; Actinopteri; Perciformes; Gasterosteidae
Gene: cntn1a
Product: contactin 1a
Exons: 20
Coding region: 116-2950 (944 amino acids)
Biological process (GO): axon guidance; brain development; cell-cell adhesion
Cellular component (GO): plasma membrane; axon
Molecular function (GO): cell-cell adhesion mediator activity
Source: RefSeq, a predicted model, not a curated record